AUGAUGGGGUCCAAGGGCCCAACAGGUCUUCACGGGCCCAUAACGUCUUCUGGUGCUUGUUUCGCAGGAAGGUAUUCCCCGACGUACCGGAGUCCCGAGCCAAUGGCACGCCGAUGUAUGCCCAAUCCGUCGAGCCGAAUACUAGAGGAUGCCUCGAUAAUGUGCAAUUCGUGGUCUCCAAGGCAUAAUGGAGACCUGUUCUCCGGACUAAACGAUGGACUGAUAAGCCGUGCAGAGGCGUUAGCCGCUGUUGAUAUAAAACACCAAGGGACCGGUGGGCCGGGGGGUCUCCCCCAGCUGAAGCAUGACAUGAUGUAUCAUCAUAGCAUGGGGGCACCACCACCUGUAAGCAGGCCACAUCAUCAGAUGGGACACAUGGAUGGUUUAGAAAUGUUAGAUCCAAUAUCAUCGUCAUCAAUGACGACCCUAACACCGAUGUCCGAAACACCUACCCACAUGCACUCCUACGGAAUGAAUCACGUGAUGAACCACCACCACCACGGUGGUCCCCUGUCGGGACACAGUGCCCCAGGUCACCAUCCCGGUCAUCACGGCGGUCAUCCAGGAGCCCAUCACCCGGCGAUGGCGGCUGCUGCGGCGGCAGCUGCCGUCGCCGGACUUCACCCGGAUGCCGACACAGACCCGCGAGAGCUGGAAGCCUUCGCAGAGCGCUUCAAACAAAGAAGGAUUAAGCUUGGCGUGACGCAAGCCGACGUUGGCAAGGCGCUAGCUAACUUGAAACUACCCGGCGUGGGGGCACUGUCCCAGUCGACCAUAUGCAGAUUCGAAUCGUUAACGUUGUCCCACAACAACAUGAUAGCCCUCAAACCGAUCUUACAGGCUUGGCUGGAGGAGGCCGAGGCGCAAGCGAAAAACAAGAGGAGAGACCCCGACGCCCCAAGCGUUCUACCCGCCGGCGAGAAGAAACGAAAAAGGACGUCAAUAGCGGCGCCCGAAAAACGAAGCUUAGAAGCUUACUUCGCGGUGCAACCCAGGCCGUCUGGAGAAAAAAUAGCGGCGAUCGCCGAAAAGUUGGACUUAAAGAAAAACGUUGUUCGCGUUUGGUUUUGUAAUCAGCGACAAAAGCAGAAGCGGAUGAAAUUUGCGGCGCAACACUGA
Messenger RNA from Anoplophora glabripennis (Asian longhorned beetle), 1119 nucleotides. RefSeq names its product inhibitory POU protein (gene acj6). The transcript is spliced from 4 exons. Lineage: Eukaryota; Metazoa; Arthropoda; Insecta; Coleoptera; Cerambycidae. Gene Ontology annotation, molecular function: RNA polymerase II cis-regulatory region sequence-specific DNA binding; DNA-binding transcription factor activity, RNA polymerase II-specific. Gene Ontology annotation, biological process: regulation of transcription by RNA polymerase II. The record is from RefSeq and is a predicted model, not a curated record. Bases 1 to 1119 code for a protein of 372 amino acids.